Oncorhynchus masou masou (cherry salmon) is the source of this 834-nucleotide messenger RNA. Its product is annotated as paired mesoderm homeobox protein 2-like. Lineage: Eukaryota; Metazoa; Chordata; Actinopteri; Salmoniformes; Salmonidae. The transcript is spliced from 3 exons. Gene Ontology annotation, molecular function: sequence-specific double-stranded DNA binding; DNA-binding transcription factor activity, RNA polymerase II-specific. Bases 1 to 834 code for a protein of 277 amino acids. Gene Ontology annotation, biological process: regulation of DNA-templated transcription. The record is from RefSeq and is a predicted model, not a curated record.
AUGUUUGGCCCUGGGCAGCUGGUCUCCACUCUUCUACCUGCAGUCUUCCACUCCUCCGCAGCUCACUUGUUCCCUGCGUUCCCCACCAGACUGGGCUCCCCUCCACAGAUCCUGAUCCCUGGGCCCCUGAUCAGCUAUGAGUCCCUGCGGAGUUACUUGCAACCAGAGCCCUGCAAAGAGGCUCUGUUCCUGGCCACACAGGCAGCUGGGAUGGGGCAGUUCACGGCCAGCAUGGAUGAACAGAGGCCAGUGAAGCAGCGUCGUGCGCGGGCCAACUACAGCAGCUGGCAGCUGGAGGAGCUAGAGAAGACCUUUGAGAACACCCACUACCCUGACGUCUUCAUGAGGGAAGCCCUGGCCCUCAGACUGGACCUCAUCGAGGCCAGAGUGCAGGUGUGGUUUCAGAACCGCCGGGCUAAGAUGCGGAGGCAGCUGAAGUUGCAGGGCCAGCUAGGAGAGCCCUUUCCCAGGAAGGACAAUGCCGAGGACACAACAACAGACAAACCCAACAAGAGCUUACCGGAGCUAGAGAGCUCUGACGGCGAGCACUGGGAGAGGAGGCGGGAGAAAGGAAGCUAUCCCUGGACUAAAGUACCUCGUUCUGCUGUGAUGACCACCCCCAUACAGGGUAUUAUUCAGGGGCCAGCAGGGGAAUGGGAGGGGAUGGAGGGGCCCAGUCCAGAAGAGUUCCGUUGCUGUAGCAUUGCCAAGCUGAGGGCCAAGGCCAGGGAGCACGAGGCUGAGAUCCACAGCACUGUGGCCAGGUCAGGAGGAGAAGAGACAUCAGCACUGCAGACACAAACACAGAACACUGAUGAUAGAGAGAGCAACUGA